AUGGGGAAACUAACAUCGACUCUGUGCAUUGUGCUUGCGUUUUGUCUCAUCACACACCUCAAAAGUUCAGAGGGGACGUCGUUAACAUAUAAUAUUGCUGCUCAUGAAAGAGCCUGUUUUUAUGCUUGGGCAGACAAACCAGGAGAAAAGAUUGCUUUUUACUUUGCGGUGCAAUCGGGUGGAUCUUUUGAUAUUGACUAUGUCGUAACGGAUCCACGUGGUAAAGAAAUUCUUUCGGGUGAUCGCGAACGUCAAGGAGAUUUCGUGUUCACAGCCAAUUAUGUCGGAGAAUACUCAUUCUGUUUUGCAAAUGAUAUGUCCACGUUCGCUGAAAAACUUGUUGACUUUGAUAUCACAAUUGAAAACGAACCUCGAGCAGAAUUACCACCCUCGAAAGGAAUCACCCCCGAACAAACAAGUAAUAUGGAAGAAAGUCGAAUGAGACUCAGUAGUGGUCUGAGCACAAUAGCGAGAACUCAAAAAUACUUUAGAACAAGGGAAAAUAGAAAUUUCUCUACAGUGAAAAGCACUGAAAAUAGAAUUUUCUGGUUUGCAUUGUUGGAAAGUACGAUGAUUGUUGGUAUGGCCGUUGUAUCGAUAAUGGGAGAAUCUCCGUUUGCGCGAUUUCGUGGAUCCAAGAAAUUGUACGUCACUGAUUUUGCAUCACUCGCUUGGUGUGAACAACAGUAUGAUUAUUCACUCACACUUGGAAGAAAGGUGACAACUGAAAUGAAGGCGGGUUCAGCUAUACACUUGGAUCUUGAGUUAGAAGAACACGACAUUGAUGAAGUUUCAAUAGAGACCGAAGAAGAUGCCUGGGGUCUAAAAUUAUACAACCUCCUUUUUGGACUCGAGGCCCUCACGACCACCGGAAAAACGCGAGAAUUACCAAUAUUUGGCUUCAUAUUUGACAUCUUUGUAUUUGGAAUCAUUGAUCAAGUUAAAAAAUCUUCGAAUUCUGAAAACGACGAAUGGGAAUGGAUAAUAUGCGAUACAAAAACUCGAUCUAGACCCAUUCGUCCAGAAAAGUCUACUAUAUCAUUGUACGUCAAAUAUCAAAUAAUGCUAUACAAAAAAUUGUUUGAUAAUUUGGCAAACGGUAUUAUAGACGAAGAAAGGAUAUAUCAAAAUUUCAAUUUGAAUGCUGAUAAGCCGUUUUCAAAAAAUUUGUCCGAACUUAUAAACGGACAUUUCGUCGAGAAUCGUAGGAAGAAGAAUAGAGAAAAGUACUCAAGACAACAGCCAACCUUAAGAACGAUCAUGACUAUGGUAAAGAAUCAUUUCAAGUUUUUUCGGAAAUCAAGUGAUACGUUGGAGGUGAACUACAGGUAUCAAGGCGAUAGCAGUGAUCUGGGUUCAUUAAAUUUUGAUUAUGAUGAAGAAAAGUUGGAUAAACAUUUACGACGAUCUACUACGUAUUGGAGAGGACUUCGAGAUCCUGAGGGUGUACCUAUUGAGGAAGCUUGGAAGUGUCAGGUUUGCGAAUAUGUGGAUGACUGUGUGUGGCGGUUGAAAAAGGUUAGGGAAAUUGAACAAAAACGAAGUAUUGGCACGUGA
Molecule: messenger RNA, 1557 nt
Organism: Acaulospora morrowiae
Lineage: Eukaryota; Fungi; Glomeromycota; Glomeromycetes; Diversisporales; Acaulosporaceae
Source: the annotation of a GenBank genome assembly